AGUGAAUUGGUCAACCACCUUCUACUCAGCACCAUAGCUGCCCUCAGAUCCCUCAUGAAACCCAAGAUCGUCAAAAAGAGGAUGGAGCAGCUCACUGGGCACCAGUCAGACCAAUAUGUCAAAAUUAAGCAUAACUGGUGGAAACCCAGAGGAAAUAGAGUGCGCAGAAGAUUCAAGGGCCAGCUACUGAUGCCCAGCAUUGGUUAUGAGAGCAACCAGAAAACAAAGCACAUGCUGCCAAGCAGCUUUUGGAAAUCCCUCAUCAAUGAUGCCACGGCACUUGAAACGCUACUGAUGUACAACAACUCUUACUAUGCUGAGACUGUUCACAGUGUCUCCUCAAGGACCUGCAAAGCCACAGUGGAGAGAGCAGCCCAGCUGGCCAGCAGACUCACUGGUCCCAAUGCCAGGCUGCACAGAGAAGAAAAAGAACAGAGAGCUUAUGUGCACACUGUACUUGCAUUAAUAAAACCAUAA
Molecule: messenger RNA, 477 nt
Organism: Phyllostomus discolor (pale spear-nosed bat)
Lineage: Eukaryota; Metazoa; Chordata; Mammalia; Chiroptera; Phyllostomidae
Product: 60S ribosomal protein L32-like
Exons: 1
Biological process (GO): translation
Cellular component (GO): ribosome; cytosolic large ribosomal subunit
Molecular function (GO): structural constituent of ribosome
Source: RefSeq, a predicted model, not a curated record